AUGCCGAUCGCAGUCGGGGAGGCUGGAGAGGUAUAUAUAGUUUGCGAUCAUCUUCUUCAGAACGUUGAUGGAGAUAUGUUUGCAACCCCGGUGAGGAGGGCUGCAUCGCUGGUCCGUGCUCAAUAUGGACCACACAUCAAUGGGAGAUUCGUUGAGGGUUCUGGGUCAUCAAUACCGCUUCGGCCAUCUCGUCAGCUCAAGAGGUAUUCAAUGCAGGAACAUGGUCUCGCGCCAGUUAUCGAAAGAUCAAAAGCCUUGACUCGACUAGCAAGGCUCCUCGAAGCAAAGGUAGGAGAACUGGCAGAGGUUGAGAGUCUACAAACUGGAAGGACCAUACGAGAGAUGAAGGUCCAGUUGGGGAGGUUGCCCGAAUGGAUUGAUUAUUUUGCGGCUCUUGUACGCACACAGCAAGGAUUCGUAGCACCUACGCAAGGUCCACUCUUAAAUUAUGUGACGAGGGUGCCAUUGGGUGUUGUUGCUCAGAUAACGCCAUUUAACCAUCCACUAUUGAUAGCCGUCAAGAAAAUUGCUCCUGCGCUGGCGGCUGGGAAUAGCGUCAUAGUCAAACCUUCCGAGUUGGCGCCUAUAACCGUUCUCGAAUUUGCCGAAUUAGCAGUUGAAGCUGGAAUUCCCCCAUCGGCUCUCCAAAUCCUUCCUGGCGGUCCCGAAACCGGCCAGGCGAUAGUGUCAGAUCCGAGGUUACGCAAGGUAGACGUCACGGCAGGAACGGCGGCGGGUCGUGCCAUCGGGUCUACAGUUGGGAAGAAUCUGGCGUCGUAUACUGCCGAAUUGGGAGGCAAGGCGCCGAUUGUUGUGUUUGGGGAUGCAGACUUGGAGGCAUCUGUAAACGGCGCGGCGUUUGCCUGUUUCGUCGCGACGGGUCAGACGUGUGUUAGUGGGACUCGGUUGAUCGUCGAAGAUGCGAUAUACGACGCGUUUGUGGAAAGAUUUGUAGAGAAACUAAAGAGUAUCGAGAAAAGGAUUGGAGAUCCGCUAAACCCGAAAUCGACCAUCGGACCUCUGAUCUCAGCAUCAGCCCUCUCCCGAACGGAAUCAGCCAUCUCAACCUCCCAACACACGCUCGAAUCCUGCACGGCGGAAAACGGCUCACGGGCCUUCCCAACUGGACAAUUUCCCGCUCUCCAACGGGAACUUUUUCCACCCACCCUAGUCGGGGAUAUCAAACCCACAGACACGCUCUGGACGGAAGAAGUGUUCGGCCCUGUCGUGGCCUUGGUGAAAUUCACAGGGGAAGAAGAAGGAAUUGGAUUGGCCAACGCGUGCAAGUAUGGAUUGGGCGCUGGUGUUUGGACGAAGGAUGUGGGGAGGGCUGUAAGAGUGAGUAGGGAGAUCGAGGCUGGGCUGGUUUGGGUGAAUGCGCAUCAUCGGAACGAUCCUAGUUCGCCUUGGGGUGGGAUGAAAGAAUCCGGGAUCGGGAGGGAGAAUGGAAUCGAGGCGUUUGAAAGUUAUUCGCAGAGCAAGAGUACGAUUAUAUGUACAUCCACGCCGGAAGAGAUGAGGACCAAGGAUGAUUGGUUUGCAGAUGGGGAUGGGGAACGGAGGUACGGCUAG
This is a messenger RNA of Rhizoctonia solani, 1572 nucleotides long. RefSeq names its product aldehyde dehydrogenase family protein. The record is from RefSeq and is a predicted model, not a curated record. The transcript is spliced from 14 exons. Bases 1 to 1572 code for a protein of 523 amino acids. Lineage: Eukaryota; Fungi; Basidiomycota; Agaricomycetes; Cantharellales; Ceratobasidiaceae. Gene Ontology annotation, molecular function: aldehyde dehydrogenase (NAD+) activity.